AUGCAGCCUGCUCUCGGAGCCCUCGGGCACACCUGGACUGCCAUGCGAGCCAUGGAGUUUAUCUCGCUCAUUACCAUUAUUGGUUUGACCUCCAACUUCAUUAGUGAGAUGGUCGGUGCUGAUUAUGCGGCGCCUUCUGCUCUGAUCGGAACACUCGUUGUUGCUAUUAUCUCAACUCUGUACAUUGCCAUCUCUUACAUCCUCUACUGGGAUGGCAUGCUGCCUCUCCUCCUUGCUACAGGUGCCGACAUUAUGCUCCUUGUUGCUUGCAUCGUUGUCGCCUGCACCGUUGGCAAGCCUGUCAGCUACUUGGCCUGCCCCAAGUUCCCCUCUGAUGGCAACACAGCCAACUUCAUCAACUCCCUUUUCCGCAACGUCUACCACCGUGGAAACGUCUAUGCUUGGGUCGACCCCGACAAAAUGUCAUGCUACCAGCUCAAGUCUGUCUGGGGCCUCAGCAUUGCCCUUUGUGUCCUCUUUUCCUUCUCUGCCAUCACUUCAGGAUGUCUGUGGAAGCGAACAAAGGGUGUCUCUCGCCCCGCCCCCAAGGACAUCGAGGGUUGA
Fusarium coffeatum is the source of this 564-nucleotide messenger RNA. RefSeq lists its product as uncharacterized. The record is from RefSeq and is a predicted model, not a curated record. The coding region runs from base 1 to 564 and encodes 187 amino acids. The transcript is spliced from 2 exons. Lineage: Eukaryota; Fungi; Ascomycota; Sordariomycetes; Hypocreales; Nectriaceae.